GUUUGUUAUUACAAAGUCUGUGCUUUCUCACUCUCUAUAAAUAUCAUAUAUUCGCCACCUGCUUUCUUUUUCCUCUCUUCUUCCUCCUCUCGCUUCUCUCUUUUCCUUUGCCCUUCGCCAACCAUUUUCCGGCCAAGUCGCCGGUCGUUUUUCUCUCUUGGGGUUUCCGGAGAAUUUCGUUUUCUCCGUCAUUUUUUGGUUUUCUUAAAGAUCUCUUCUUUUGAAACUUGAGAGUUUCGUUUUUGUGCAUUGAAGACAAAGAAAUGGAUGGGACUAAAGAGAUGGGACUUAGAAAUGUGAGCUCAACCUGCUCAAUUUCCGAAAUGGAUGAUUAUGAUCUGUCACGCCUUCUUAACAAGCCAAAGCUUAACAUAGAGAGGCAAAGAUCAUUUGAUGAGAGGUCACUAAGUGAGCUCUCUAUUGGUCUCACUAGAGGAAGCUAUGACAAUUAUGAGACCACCCACUCGCCUGGUGGGAGGUCAGGUUUUGAUACUCCGGCUUCAUCAGCUAGAAAUUCCUUUGAACCUCACCCCAUGGUGGCUGAAGCAUGGGAAGCUCUCAGGAGAUCAUUGGUGUAUUUCAGAGGCCAACCCGUUGGUACCAUUGCCGCAUAUGAUCAUGCUUCUGAGGAAGUUUUGAACUAUGAUCAGGUUUUUGUUCGAGAUUUUGUACCCAGUGCUCUGGCUUUUCUGAUGAAUGGAGAGCCUGAGAUAGUUAAGAACUUCCUCUUGAAGACCCUACAACUUCAAGGGUGGGAGAAAAGAAUAGAUAGAUUCAAGCUAGGGGAAGGUGCAAUGCCAGCUAGCUUCAAAGUGCUUCAUGAUCCUGUACGUAAAACAGACACAAUUAUUGCAGAUUUUGGAGAGAGUGCCAUUGGACGAGUUGCUCCAGUUGACUCUGGAUUUUGGUGGAUAAUUCUGCUCCGUGCAUAUACAAAAUCUACCGGGGAUUUAUCUCUUGCGGAGACACCUGAGUGUCAAAAAGGAAUGAGGCUCAUACUUACUCUGUGUCUAUCAGAAGGAUUUGAUACAUUCCCAACCCUACUUUGUGCUGAUGGAUGCUCUAUGAUUGAUCGAAGAAUGGGUAUUUAUGGUUAUCCUAUUGAAAUUCAAGCACUUUUCUUUAUGGCGUUGAGGUGUGCUUUAUCAAUGCUGAAGCAUGAUGCAGAAGGAAAAGAGUGCAUUGAAAGAAUUGUAAAGCGUUUGCAUGCCUUGAGUUAUCACAUGCGCAGUUACUUUUGGCUUGACUUUCAACAACUAAAUGAUAUUUACAGAUAUAAAACUGAGGAAUAUUCUCACACAGCAGUAAAUAAGUUUAAUGUUAUUCCUGAUUCAAUUCCUGACUGGGUAUUUGAUUUUAUGCCAACACGAGGUGGCUACUUUAUUGGCAAUGUUAGUCCUGCAAGGAUGGAUUUCCGAUGGUUUUGUUUAGGUAACUGUAUAGCAAUCCUAUCUUCUCUUGCAACUCCAGAGCAAUCAAUGGCUAUAAUGGACCUUAUUGAAGCCCGUUGGGAUGAGCUUGUUGGAGAAAUGCCUUUAAAAAUAGCUUAUCCUGCAAUAGAAAGUCAUGACUGGCGAAUUGUCACUGGUUGUGACCCUAAGAACACGAGAUGGAGUUAUCACAAUGGAGGAUCCUGGCCAGUGCUUUUGAUCUUAUAAGAAAGGAAAUUAGUUUGUUGCAUGGGUAAUUAAUUGUUGUCGUAUUGACAAAAUAAUUGAUUAUUUCUGUUAUUAACAAAAAAUUUAUUGGUGGCAUCUUGUAAAAGCAUGAAGCUGGUACAGAGUAAUUGUUGCUUAUUUGUUAAACAAAACAAACCACCAAAAGCUUACUAGGAUUAAACAAACUGGUUGACACUUUAGCUGUUUGUUAAAAGGUCUUGUGUGUAUAAAUUUCAACUCUUUUAAAUUACAAUGAAAAUACACUGAAACUUGAAGCUAAUAUUGGUAACACCAAGAGUUUGGAACUAGCUAUUCCACUUUCAUAAGUCCCCGUUCCCAAAUUGCUGCCGUCUUCUGAUAAGUAUAAACUAUCACCAACAACUUAGCUAUUUGAAGGUAGGCAACAACCUGAUUGACACUUGAAAAUGAUUUCACGUAAUACUUUGGGAAGUAGUAGUUACUCUGUGAACUUGAGUUGUUAAUUUUAUGCUUUAAAAGCAAUUAAAAGAACCCUUGUAAUACUGGGUCCAGCUCCCCUCCAUUACUUUUGAGUACACCGUUAUGACCAUUCAUAGGUAUGAUUUCCACAAUUCAUGGAUGGACAUGUGAAAGUUGAUUACAAGUGUAUUGAAAAGUAACAGAUAGAAUGCGGAGGGGAGCUUAAUCCUGUAAUACUAGGUAAAAGAGUUCAGGACAGUAAUUCUCUUCCUGCACUUGUUUGCAAUACAUCAUAAAAUUUGGGUCAUGAUUCUCAUGAUCCUGUACUUAUCAGGACCAUCAGUUGAUGUUUACACAUUGGAAGCCCCUUAACAAAUUUAUAAGGGUGAUAAAUUUGUUGUCUACAUGAUUGAGCAACCUUUCAGAUUUGUGGAGUUUGCAUGCCUGGGUUCUGUUAUCAUUCUUGACUUGCAAUUUUGAGGUUUGCGGAUCAGUGUAACAGUUAAUAAAACUAGUUGUCUCUUACAUGUAUUUAAACUUGGUUCUCUCUGUGGUUUAAGUUUAUAAAGGUUGAUGUCACAAAUCAAGAGCAACUUUCACUGGGAGAGAUCAAUGAGGGAAGCAAUAUACUUUCUUAGUUUAGCUGCUGUUUGUACUAUGGGCCUGAGAGCGGUUACUUAAGAAACAAAAGGACAAAAAAAAAAAGAAGCCUUUUCACCCUUUUUGGAUUGGCUCCAUGGACGAUACCGCACUAUUAUGCCCUAUUUAAGACCAUAUCUCCAUAAGCUUAGUAAAAA
This is a messenger RNA of Theobroma cacao (cacao), 2893 nucleotides long. The record is from RefSeq and is a predicted model, not a curated record. NCBI's taxonomy places the organism in Eukaryota, Viridiplantae, Streptophyta, Magnoliopsida, Malvales, Malvaceae.